Molecule: messenger RNA, 465 nt
Organism: Pipistrellus nathusii (Nathusius's pipistrelle)
Lineage: Eukaryota; Metazoa; Chordata; Mammalia; Chiroptera; Vespertilionidae
Source: the annotation of a GenBank genome assembly
AUGUCUGCGAGUCGAGCCAAGAAAGUGAAGAUGGCCACCAAGUCGUGCCCCGAGUGCGACCAACAGGUUCCUGUUGCAUGUAAGUCAUGUCCCUGUGGUUACAUAUUUAUUAGCAGAAAACUUUUAAAUGCAAAGCACCCAGAGAAAUCACCACCUUCAACAGAGAACAAGCACGAGGCCAAGAGGAGGCGCACGGAGAGAGCCAGGAGAGAGAAGAUGCACCCGACAGGAAAUAAGGACUUGGAAAACAGGAAGAGGUCCCGGAGCAACAGCCACUCAGAUCCCAGCAGGCGAGGCCGAGGAAGGCCUAAGAGUGCAUCUGCCAAAAGACACGAGGAAGAAAGAGAAAAACAGGAAAAGGAAAUUGACAUCUAUGCUAACCUCUCUGAUGAAAAGGCUUUUGUGUUUUCAGUCGCCUUGGCAGAAAUAAAUAGAAAAAUUAUCAAUCAAAGACUUAUUCUCUGA